Molecule: messenger RNA, 2116 nt
Organism: Zingiber officinale
Lineage: Eukaryota; Viridiplantae; Streptophyta; Magnoliopsida; Zingiberales; Zingiberaceae
Exons: 1
Coding region: 85-1845 (586 amino acids)
Cellular component (GO): Golgi apparatus
Source: RefSeq, a predicted model, not a curated record
AUUAAGACCCAAAGACUCCGCGUCGCACUCGCAGUUCAGAUCAGUAGAUCUAAUCGUCUUCCAGAUCAGACUUCUUCGCCGGCUAUGAUGGGACCUGACCGGCGCUUCCAUCUCCGCCCGGACCACCUCAUCCGCAACGGCGGAUUCGCCCUCUUCGUCGCCGCCGUCCUCGUCUUCACCAUCAUCGUCGCCACCUACCAACCCGAAGACCCCCUCCUCCACCCCUCCUCCUCCUCUCCCUCCUCCAAACUCACCUCCUUCCUCACCUCCACCUCCAACGCCACCUUCCUUGCGGACGUCUCCGUCCUCCGCACCGGCGAAGACUUCCAGAACUCCUCUUCCGCCUCCUUCCCCUCCUCCAGCGCCUCCGACACCCCCGUCGUCGGCGACGCCGCCCCCUUCAUCCAGAUCUCCGACAUCGAGACUACAACCGCUGCGCCCUCCGUCGUUGCUCCGGUCGAGUGCGACCGCGGCGCACCCGUUGACUGCUCUGACCGCGAGCUCUUCAACGUGAUGAUGCGCGCCGCCAUAGAGGGCUUCCAGGACAUCCAUUUCUACCGCUUCGGAAAGCCGGCCGCCGUCCCGGACGCCUCCGACGUCUGUGAUAUGGCGUGGCGCUUCCGCCCUCGCGACGCCAACCGCCCCACGUUGUACAAGGACUACCGCCGCUUCCACCUCGUCAGAUCCGCCAAUUGCACCCUCACCGUCGCCAAGAUCGGCGACUACCACUCGGGAGUCAACGCGCGCAAACGCCGCCGCUCCAAACGCGGAUCUGGAUCUGCCCCCACCAGCGAGGCCGUAUUCGAACCCAAGAAGAACUUCCCAGAGGCCGUGGAGUCGAAGACAGAGUCGGUGCCCGUGGUCGGAGAAGCUAUCAAUGACACCCUCCCCGUGAUUGAGUCGGAGUCCACCUUCAGCGCGGGCAAGUACCUCGUUUAUUCCGGUGGCGGAGACCGCUGUAAGAGCAUGAACCACUAUCUGUGGAGUUUCCUCUGCGCGCUGGGAGAAGCCCAGUACCUAAAUCGAACACUUGUCAUGGAUCUCAACAUUUGCCUCUCCUCGAUCUACACUGGUACGAACAAGGACGCCGACGGCAAGGACUUCCGGUUCUAUUUCGACUUCGAGCACCUCAAGGACUCGGCUUCUGUGAUCGACCAGCGCCAGUUCUGGACGGAUUGGGGGAAAUGGGAGAAAAAGGACAAGCUUCCCUUACACUUCGUGGACGACCUCAAGGUGACGCCUAUGAACCUGGCUGGCGUCAAGGACACACUCAUCAUGAGGAAAUUUGGAGACGUCGAGCCAGACAACUACUGGUAUAGGGUUUGCGAAGGGGAGACCGAAGCCGUGAUCCAGCGCCCAUGGAACCUCCUCUGGAAGUCCCGGCGGCUGAUGGAGAUCGUCUCGGCCAUCUCCACGCGCCUGAGUUGGGACUUCGACUCCGUCCACAUCGUACGAGGGGACAAGGCGAGGAACACCCAGCUGUGGCCCAACCUCGCCAGGGACACCUCGCCUGAUUCCCUGCUCGCGAUUCUCGCCGACAAGAUCGACAACGGAAGACGGUUGUACAUCGCCACCGAUGAGCCUGAUACCUCCUUCUUCGACCCCCUCAAGGAUAAGUAUACCACCUAUUUCCUAGACGACUUCAAAGAUUUGUGGAACGAUACUAGUGAGUGGUAUCAGGAGACAAAGGAACUCAAUAACGGUGUAGCUGUGGAAUUCGAUGGCUACAUGAGGGUGGAAGUUGAUACCGAAGUGUUCUUGAGAGGAAAGAAGCAGCUUGAGACCUUCAAUGAUCUAACCAGUGACUGCAAGGAUGGUGUCAAUACCUGCCCUGCUACUGCUUGAUGCUGAUAAUGCAAUUGCUUGGUAAGGUGAGUCUUUGAAGGAUUUCUAGGGCAUUUAACUGCUUUUACAUUUGCCUUCUGGAGUUGGUUACAUAGAAUCAAUAGGAAUUUGUUUUGUUAAGCAUUUUCCACAUGUUUAGGACCUACUGGUCACCCUUGUUGCACAUUUUUAUCUGUAGAAGGUAUCUUGUUACGUGAGAUGAUUCACUAGUAUUUGUCAUUGCAAUUGUUAUGCAAUUGGUCUAUCAAAAUUGAUUGGAAGAUUUUAUAAA